Messenger RNA from Rattus norvegicus (Norway rat), 810 nucleotides. RefSeq names its product glutathione S-transferase pi 3 (gene Gstp3). Gene Ontology annotation, biological process: glutathione metabolic process. NCBI's taxonomy places the organism in Eukaryota, Metazoa, Chordata, Mammalia, Rodentia, Muridae. Gene Ontology annotation, cellular component: cytoplasm. Gene Ontology annotation, molecular function: glutathione transferase activity. The record is from RefSeq and is a predicted model, not a curated record.
CCCGGGUCACUUCCUUUGUUUCUGCUGAGCUUGCACCACACUGCAUCUGCCCUACAUGCCACCUUACACCAUCAUCUAUUUCCCCUCCCGAGGUGUGGCCUCAGCGUUUUCAAGAUGAAGGGCACAAGCCAUAGUCACUCCUGGGGAACCCCUCAACACUGGGCACUGUGAGGUUAUGCGCAUGCUGCUAGCCGACCAGGGCCAGAGUUGGAAGGAGGAGGUGGUGACCUUGGAUGUUUGGGAGCAAGGCACAUUCAAGGCUUCCUGUCUGUUUGGGCAGAUCCCCAAGUUCCAGGAUGGAAAGCUCACUCUGUACCAAUCGAAUGCCAUCCUACGGCACCUGGGCCACUCCUUCGGGCUCUACGGCAAAGACCAGCAAGAGGCAGCACUGGUGGACAUGGUGAACGACGGACUGGAAGACGUGUUCAGGCGCAUUGCAUGGCACUAUCUCCAUAUCUGUAAGGAGGACAAGGGCCAAUAUAGGAAGGAGCUUCCAGGACACCUGAAGCCAUUUGAAACUCUUCUGGCCCAGAACAAGGGUGGCCAAUGCUUCAUUGUUGGUGACCAGAUCUCCUUCGCCGACUACCGCCUACUGGAUUUACUUCUGAACCUAGAGCUCCUGUUCCCUGGUUACUUGAAAGACUUCCCCCUGCUCUCCGCCUAUGUAGCGCGUCUCAAAGCCCGACCCAAGCUCAAGGCCUUCCUGGAGUCUCCUGAGCAUGUGAACCGUCUCCUUGCUGCUUGCAUAAAGAUGUGAGCCCACCUGCCUCCCCCAGCCCACAGCCCAGACCAAUAAAAAAGAUGGCAGGA